Dipodomys ordii (Ord's kangaroo rat) is the source of this 2785-nucleotide messenger RNA. It is a transcript of the gene Fbxl18, whose product is annotated as F-box and leucine-rich repeat protein 18. Lineage: Eukaryota; Metazoa; Chordata; Mammalia; Rodentia; Heteromyidae. The transcript has 5 exons. Gene Ontology annotation, molecular function: protein binding. The record is from RefSeq and is a predicted model, not a curated record. The coding region runs from base 410 to 2554 and encodes 714 amino acids. Gene Ontology annotation, cellular component: SCF ubiquitin ligase complex. Gene Ontology annotation, biological process: SCF-dependent proteasomal ubiquitin-dependent protein catabolic process.
AUUCCGCAGCGAGAAGGUCAAAUACAAAGGUCUAGCGGCUGGUUGCGGGAGAGUGCUGGACCGCUAAGAAGGCUGGUAUGGCUGGAAGGGGUCAUGCAAAACCAGGAGGGCCUUGUGUAGCUUGGAGAACGAGCUCGAAGGGGUAGUUAAGGACAGUUAGGGAGCUUCUAGUUCCUUCCGUUACCUAGCAGUUUCCUGGCCGGUGCCACCCCCAACAUGGCGGUUCUGUAGCUCUCUCCUGCGGAUUAGCGGAAGUACGUAACGUGGGCGCCGGAAGUGAUGGGAAGACCCGCCCCUUGCCGGGGUCUCUGUGGAGCGGCGGACGCGCCGGCUUCGAGCAUCCCUAACCUGGCAGGCGAGAGGCCCUGGGGCUGCGGCUCCAGAGGCCGCUGCACGGCCCGUUCGCGACAUGGCCAGCCCCGAGGAGGACAUGGCCAACAAUGCUGCCACGCCUCCCGUGGCAGCUGAGGUAGUGGGUGAUGCUCACCUGCUGGGCUUCUCUGAUGAGAUCCUCCUGCACAUCCUGAGCCACGUGCCCAGCACAGACCUGGUGCUGAAUGUGCGGCCCACUUGCCGCAAGCUCGCAGAGCUGUGCCUGGACAAGAGCCUGGUCCACACUGUGCUGCUGCAGAAGGACUAUCAGGCCAGCGAGGACAAGGUGAAGCAGCUGGUGAAGGAGAUUGGCCAGGAGAUCCAGCAGCUGAACUUGGCUGGCUGCUACUGGCUGUCCGGCUCCACCAUUGAGCAUGUGGCACGGUGCCGCAACCUGGUCAGGGUGAACCUCUCAGGCUGCCACCUGACGUCCCUGCGCCUCUCCAAGGUGCUGUCAGCCCUGGAACACCUGCGCUCGCUGGCCAUUGAUGUGAACCCUGGCUUUGACGCCAGCCAACUGAGCAGUGAGUGCCGGGCCACGCUGAGCCGCGUGCGGGAGCUCAAACAAACACUGUUCACACCCUCCUACGGUGUGGUGCCCUGUUGCCCCAGCCUGCACAAGCUUCUGCUUUACUUUGAGAUCCUGGACCGCACACGUGAGGGCGCUGUGCUCUCAGGCCAGCUCAUGGUGGGCCAGAGCAAUGUGCCCCACUACCAGAACCUGCGCGUGUUCUACGCGCGCCUGGCCCCUGGCUACAUCAACCAGGAGGUGGUGCGCCUCUACCUGGCCGUGCUCAGCGACCGCACACCAGAAAACCUGCAUGCCUUCCUCAUCUCUGUCCCAGGCAGCUUUGCUGAGAGUGGGGCCACCAAGAACCUCCUGGAAUCCAUGGCCCGGAACGUGGCCCUGGAUGCCCUGCAGCUGCCCCGGUCCUGGCUGAAUGGCUCAGCCCUCCUCCAAAAUAUGAAGUUCAACAACCCCUUCUACUUCAGCUUCAGCCGCUGCACCCUGUCUGGUGGCCACCUUAUCCAGCGUGUCAUCAAUGGUGGGAAGGACCUGCGCAGCCUGGCCAGCCUCAACCUCAGUGGCUGCGUCCACUGCCUGUCCCCAGACUCCCUGCUCCGCAAGGCUGAGGAUGACAUUGACAGCAGCAUUCUGGAGACACUGGUGGCCUCCUGCUGCAAUCUGCGGCACCUCAACCUCUCCGCUGCCCACCACCACAGCUCCGACGGCCUGGGCAGGCACCUCUGCCAGCUCCUGGCCCGCCUUGGCCAGUUGCGCUCACUCUCCCUGCCCGUCUGCUCCAUUGCUGACUCAGCCCGAGGCCCACCUGCCCAGCCCGUAAUGCAUGCAGCACCCCGGGGCUUUGGCAAGAAGGUGCGCAUCGGGGUGCAGACUUCUGCAGGCCCCUUCCCGGGCCCAGCAGCCCCCCAGCCGGCCUCUGUGUUCUGGUCUCUGCUGAAGAGCCUGCACUUUCUGGAACACCUGGAGCUCAUUGGUUCCAACUUCUCCUCGGCCAUGCCACGCAACGAGCCCGCCAUCCGUAACUCCCUUCCACCCUGCAGCCGGGCGCAGAAUGUUGGGGACUCUGAGGUGGCUGCCAUCGGCCAGCUGGCCUUCCUGCGGCACCUGACGCUGGCCCAGCUGCCGGGGCUCCUGACCGGCUCGGGACUGGUAAACAUUGGCCUGCAGUGCCAGCAGCUGCAGUCUCUCUCACUGGCCAACCUGGGCAUGAUGGGAAAGGUAGUCUACAUGCCUGCCCUCUCUAGCAUGCUGACGCACUGCAGGCAGCUGAAGGACCUCAGGCUGGAGCAGCCCUACUUGAGUGCCAAUGCCCAGUUCUUCCAGGCACUCAGCCACUGCGCCUCCCUGCAGCGCCUCUGCCUUGUGUCCCGCAGUGGCACUCUGCAGCCCGACGCUGUGCUGGCCUUCAUGGCCCGCUGCCUGCAUGUUGUCGUGUGCCACAUGUUCACUGGUGACUCUCUGGCCACCUGCAAGAGCCUGCAGCAGUCUCUCCUCCGCAGUUUCCAGGCUGAGAGGCCCGCGUUGAACGUCGUCAUCUUCCCCCUGCUGCACGAGGGCCUGGCCGACGUCAUCCGCGACGUGCCCAUGGUGCACCUGGACGAGGUCACCUUGUUCAAGAGCAGAGUGGCUGAGGAGCCGCCAAACCUGUGGUGGUGACAGGCCCUCCGCCCUGCAUUGGCCCUGGGGACAUGUCACAGAGGACAGCAUCUUCCUGGCAUCCUGCAACCCCACCCUGGCCGCCUGAUACCCCAUUUCCUCUUGUGCUCCCCCACCCAUGAAGUCUGGGGGAUGACAGAUGGGGGGUGGACGGCAGUGUGUCCCCUCCUUGCAGCCUCCAUGUCCCUCAGCUCUAGUGACCAUGGCCUCCUGCCACGGGGCUCUGGGUUA